This is a messenger RNA of Punctularia strigosozonata HHB-11173 SS5, 1556 nucleotides long. RefSeq names its product RNA-binding domain-containing protein. Bases 6 to 1463 code for a protein of 485 amino acids. The record is from RefSeq and is a predicted model, not a curated record. Gene Ontology annotation, molecular function: RNA binding. The transcript has 6 exons. Lineage: Eukaryota; Fungi; Basidiomycota; Agaricomycetes; Corticiales; Punctulariaceae.
CGACCAUGUCUGACCUGGAUGCUGACUUGUACGGAGACCUUUACGGCAAUGACGAGAACGACUUCACCAGUCCUGUAGACGCCUCGAAAGGAUCACCGAAAGAAGACGAGUUGGAAAGACUAGAAGACAUCCCGACCCCAACGCCUGCCUCAGAGACCGUAGAGACCACCAAGUCGCCCCCGGCGCAAACUAAAAGUCCAGCCGAACAACCGAAACCGAUACCAGCGUCGGCUUCAGCGCCACCUGUCGUGCCUUAUCCCACUCAGCAGAUACAAACGUAUGAGGAGAACAAGUACGACGACUCGCAUGUCAGCCGUAUGAACAACGCUGGUGGAGGCGUUGGAGGCCUUCACGCGGUCGGUGACCGGCCCGUCCGGCCCUCAGAAAUGAAAGACGAAGGCAAGAUGUUCAUCGGCGGUUUACACUGGGACACCACGGAUGAGGCGCUGAAGAGCUAUUUUGAGCAAUUCGGUAAAGUCGAUGCGUGCACGAUUAUGCGCGACGCCAACGGUCGCUCGCGAUGCUUUGCGUUUUUGACCUUCGAAGACCCGGCCUCGGUAAAUGCCGUGAUGGUCAGGGAACACAUCCUUGACGGGAAAAUCAUCGACCCAAAACGCGCGAUACCGCGCACAGAACACCAGCGAGCUACCAAGCUCUUCAUCGGUGGACUCGCCGGGAGUGUCACCUCUGAGUCCAUGCGAGAGUUUUUCUCUCAAUUCGGCAAGGUCACCGACUCGACCGUCAUGUUAGACCGUGAGACUGGCCGAAGCAAAGGCUUUGGUUUUAUAUCCUUGGAGGAUGUCGACGUGACGCCCAUACUUGGUUUUGGGAACCUCGAGAUAGAUGGCAAGCUGAUCGACGUAAAGUUGGCUCAGCCCAGAUUCCAGAGGGAAGAUGGCGGAGCUGGCGGUGCGAACGCUGGACGAGGCGCCGGAUUCGCGGGCGGCGCAGGCUUCAACAACGCCGGUGGCAACUUUGCGAACGCAGGCAGUCCAGCGCCAGCCGCGACCGGGACGACCAACACGCCGUUCGAUCCUCAGGCUCUGGCCGCGCUUUACACGCGCAUGUUCCAGGUGAGCGGGGGGAUGAACAUGGGCAUGGGCGGCAUGGGCGGUAUGGGCAUGGGCAUGGGCGGCAUGGGUAUGGGCAUGGGUGGCAUGGGCGGUAUGGGGAAUAUGGCUGGUAUGGCUGGCAUGGGCGGCAUGGGAGGAAUGGGUGGUAUGGGGCGGGGGAUGAUGGGGAACAUGGGCAUGGGCAUGGGACGGGGCAUGGGUGCCGGUGCCAUGGGCGGGCAAGGCAUGAUGGGCGGCGCGGCCGGCGGUAUGGUGCCCAACGCACCCAGAGGACCGAGAGGUGGACCCGGUGGUCCAGGAGGUCCUGGGAUGGUCGGUCCGCAAGCUGGAGUUGGACCCCAACGGACUGGACAGAGGGGGCAGCACAACUACCACCCGUAUGCUCGGUGAACAGGCUCGCCCUCGUAUUUGUUGUAUACCGAACGUUCAUGCCCCUCUUCGUACUUAUAUCUCGCGACAUUGUGAAGUAUCAUACAACUGCCC